This is a messenger RNA of Rotaria sp. Silwood1, 3072 nucleotides long. Lineage: Eukaryota; Metazoa; Rotifera; Eurotatoria; Philodinida; Philodinidae. The record is from the annotation of a GenBank genome assembly.
AUGGUAAAGAAAUUGAAAAAUGAACGUAAUACAAUGUCUCCUUCAUUGCUUGUUGUUGCUCAUUGUUCAACAAUACGACGUAAGGCAGAACGUAUUGAUGUACAAGAAUUAACAGCUAUGUUAAAUGAUCUUUUUCGUGAAUUAUAUUUUAAUUCAGCAAAUCCUACAGCAUAUUUAAACUCUUUAUAUCAAAUAGUUCAUUCAUUAAAUUCUACUUCAAUACCAUCAUUAACAUCUGUACAUUCACAUAUUUUUUUUCUUCUCGUACGUAAUACAAUACAAACUUUUUUACAAAAAUUACAUACAACAUAUAAAUUAGAUGAUCAAGAAAUACAUGUUUUACGUAAUUGUAAUUUAUUACUUGAAAAUUUAGUUAAAAAUAUUGAUGAUAUAUCAGUAAUUAUAUCUUGGAUAACUGAUGUAGCAUUUCUUGAUACAUUAGGAAUAUGUUUAUAUCAAAUAAAUACAAUAUCAAAUGCAAGAAAUGGUAAACGUUUCAUAAAACAAAUUGCACAUUUAGUCAAUAUGUUUUCACGUAUACAAGAACGUUUACCAUGGAAAUUACAUCAAAAUUUCUUUGUUCGAUUAUUACAACCAAUUAUUGAUUGUUUAACAUCAACUACUUACGUACAAUUAUUUAUAGAUUUAAAAGCUCAAUCAACUUCAUUAACAGAAUUACAAAAAUUAUUUCUUAUUAAAUGUCCGUAUUUUCUUGAAACGUAUAAUGGUUCACAUAUGGAAAAAACAAUUGAACAAGUUUUAGAAGUAAUGUUACCACGUUAUGUAUCAAUACUUGAUAAACAUAUAAAAACAAUAAAAGAAUGGCAUCGACCAAUGUUGCGUUCUAUUCGUCAUCUUCUAACAACUCUUAUUCUUGCUGAAAGUUGUUUUACAUUACAUUUAAGUAAUGAAUUACUUCAAUCACUUAUUAAUCAUCUUUUAUGUCUUAUUAAUGAACCUAUAUUAAUUAAUAAAAUACAUAAUACUCCAGAAAAUCAAGAAACAUUAUUAAUUAAUGUAACAUUACUUGUUUUUAGUGUAUUAAUUUAUGAAUCUGAUGCACUUGAUUAUAUUAAAAAAUGUAAACCAAUUAAAAUAUUUCGAAAAUUAACAUCAACAUCUUGUGAAUCUAUUGGUUUAAAUGCUUAUAUGAUACUUGCUUAUAUAAUGGAUGAAAAUGAUAUCAAAGAAUUCAAUAUUGAUUUAUCUCGAUUAACUUUUAGUAUUCUUAGUUUACUAUAUAGUGCAGUUCAAGAUUAUAAUAAAACUAAUCUUAAUGAUCAAGUGAAUACUGGAAAUACUAAUCGAAAUAUACUACAACUUGCUGAAAUAUUAAAAAAUUUGAUACAACAUGAACAAGUUAAAAAUGAAAUAUUAAAACAAAAUGCAUUACGAUUUUUAAUAGAAUGUAGUCAAACAUUUAAUGGAUUAUCAAAACAAUUUUUUCUUGAAUGUCUAUGGACAUUAUCAUUUAAUGAACAAGCCAUUCAACAAAUGUGUCAAAAUUCAACAUUUAUUUUGUCAUUAAAAGAUAUUUCAAAACCUAUUAUAAAUGAUAAUCAAAUAAAUAAUAUUCGUCAUUCUAAUAGUUUUAAUCAUCGUCGAAAUAUUACUAUGAUUCCUUCUGAUGAUGUAAUAAAUAAUGAAAUAUAUAAAGUGGCUGAUGGACUUCUUUGGAAUCUUGUAAAAAAAUCUGAAUUUCGAGAAAAACAAAUUGUUGAUGAUAAAAAAUUAAAAUAUGAUAUUAUGAUUUCAUAUUGUUAUGAUGAUAAAGAUAUGAUUUAUGAAAUUCAACAACUUCUUGCUAAUGAAGGUUAUAAUAUUUGGUUCGAACGUAAUAAUCCUCAUGAGCAAACUAUUGAAACUCAAGCUGAGGCAAUAGAUUGUUCUACAUUAAUUAUUCUUUGUAUAUCAAAUUCAUAUAAACGAAAUAAUCAAUGUCAAGCUCUAGCAGAAUAUGCAUUUAAUUCUAAACAAAUAAUUCUUCCAUUAAUCGUACAUAAAGGAUAUACAAUAGAUGGAUGGUUAAAUGCAAUACUCAACAAAUAUAGACCUAUUGAUUUUGUUUUAUCUAAUUUUAACACGGCUUCUUCAUUACUUGUUCAAGAAAUUAAUCGACAUAUAAAGAAAAAAUUAGUCGAUGUUAAAUCAGUGGCAACUACACCGAUCAAUAUUGAACAAACUGUUCAUUCUUCUACGUCUAUUCAUUUAGAUCGACAACAACAACAACAACAAAAACCAAUCGAAAAUGUUACUUCAACAUCAAUAACACCUGGUCGUAAUUCUGUUACAGUUGAAAAAUUUCAAAAAUCUUCAAUUCAUUCUAAUUCAAGACCAACAACACCAGGUACGGCACCUAAUGGGUCAAUACCUUCAUAUGGGAAUCUGAAUGGUAAAAUAAAUUUUCCUGAAGAAUUUAUAAAACGUGAUACAAGUAAUUCGAUAUAUCGUUCAAUUAGCAUACAGAAUUGGAAAAGAAAAGAAAUACUUGAUUUUUUAUAUGAUUCUAAUCUUAAUUUAAUGAUGCCAAUAUGUGAAUCAAUGACAGGACAUGCAUUAAUACGAUUCUUUCGAAUGUGUCAACAAAAGCCUAGCCGUCUUUAUAGUCAAUUAAAUCAUGAAUUACGUUGUCGUUUUAAAGGUUUAACUUUACCAAUGGGUGUUUAUACACGACUUCUAACUGAAAUAGACAAUCUACUUGAUACAAUAUAUGACACAAAUUCUGUAUCAUCUCAGUUAUCUCAUCCAACAGUUAAAGAUGUUCAACAACAAGUAUAUAUAUCUAAUAGAGCUCGAUCACAACCAUCACCAAAACAAAACAAUUUUGUAGCAUCAACACGUUCUUCAUUCACAUCUAAUCGAACACAGACUUUUACACCAAUUGGAACAGCAUCAGGAACGACAAUACCUAAUGGAACACAAGUUAUGGAACAAACUAUGUUUCCACCACCGUCUACUAAUAAUCGACCAUAUAGUUUUAUUGUUGAAUCUUAUGAAGAACCAGCUAGAGUACUUGAACAAUUUGAACGUUUUGGACAUCAACUACGUGUUAUUGAUUACAGUAGCACAUGA